AAUAUUAUUAUUCAAACAUUUUCGUUUAAACAAAAUCUUAUUCAGUUUCACGUGUUAGUUGUCAAUCGUUAAAAACAAACUGUGUUUUGUUAUUUUAUUACAUUUAUUUCUUAAGUAUUAGUCAAGUAAAUAAAAAUGCAGCACGACGAUGUUAUUUGGAGCAUAAUCAAUGGUUCAUUCUGCUCAUUCAAAACAAGAGCAAAGAACACACAGAAGUUUUGCCGAAAUGAGUACAGUUUAACGGGACUGUGCAACCGUUCCUCAUGCCCUCUGGCCAACAGUCAGUAUGCAACCAUACGAGAAGAAAAUGGUGUGUGUUUCUUGUACAUGAAAGUCAUUGAGAGGGCAGCGUUCCCGCGCAGACUCUGGGAGAAAGUGAAACUGUCACGUAGCUAUGAGAAGGCACUCAAACAGAUUGAUGAAAACCUAAUUUACUGGCCAAAGUUUGUGAAGCACAAAUGCAAGCAGCGAUUUACCAAGAUAACACAAUACCUGAUCAGGAUCAGAAAACUGACCUUAAAAAGACAGAAGAAGCUAGUGCCACUCAGCCGCAAGGUGGAGCGGAGAGAAAAGCGCAGGGAGGAGAAGGCAUUGGUUGCUGCCCAGCUGGACACGGCCAUAGAGAAGGAGCUCCUGGAGAGACUCAAACAGGGGACUUACAAGGACAUCUACAAUUUCCCCCAGAAAGCAUUUGACAAGGUGGUGGAGGGGGAGGAGGUGGAGAUGGAGAGUGACUCUGACCACGAUGAGGGUGAACAUGAGUCAGAAAGCGAGGAGGAGGGAGAAAUGGAGGAGGAGUCGGACUCUGGUGAAAUAGAAUACAUUGCCGAAGAGGAAUUUGAAGAAAGUGAUGCUGACGAUAUGGAGGAUAUGGAUCGCCUUCAAGAUCAGUCGAGCUCUGCCGAAGAUUCUUCUGAUGAAGACAAACCUGGCCCCUCGAAAGCAACGGCUCCUGCACGCAAACCUCGAAGGAAGGUGGAAAUCGAAUAUGAGCAUGAGACAGAAGACUUGUCACGGACUAAGUCUAAAGUCAAGACGUGAAACUUGUGUGAUUAAUUGUUUGUCAUUGAUUUAUUACACAUGGUGAUGUUGACAGUGUGGCCAGGAUUAGCUGAUCUGUUUCGCAUGAUCAAUUGAGGCCUCAAGAAAUAUGUUCGAUUGAUCAUUGUUAUGGCUUACCAGAUAAAUGAAUCUUAGGAGAUGGUAUUCAAGUAUUUUAAUAUAUAUUUAAUUUUGGACUUAGACUGUUAAAAAUAGAACACAAUUGUAAAUUUUACAUUGAUAUUUAAAAAAAGUACUUGCUUAAUUUCAUCAACCUAUGAUUUGAAUGUGAAUUUAGUAGUAAAUAAAACAUACGGAUAUUAA
Molecule: messenger RNA, 1365 nt
Organism: Dreissena polymorpha
Lineage: Eukaryota; Metazoa; Mollusca; Bivalvia; Myida; Dreissenidae
Product: protein MAK16 homolog
Exons: 9
Coding region: 136-1041 (301 amino acids)
Biological process (GO): maturation of 5.8S rRNA; maturation of LSU-rRNA
Cellular component (GO): nucleolus; preribosome, large subunit precursor
Source: RefSeq, a predicted model, not a curated record